Chenopodium quinoa (quinoa) is the source of this 2487-nucleotide messenger RNA. Its product is annotated as dihydrolipoyllysine-residue acetyltransferase component 1 of pyruvate dehydrogenase complex, mitochondrial-like. The transcript is spliced from 24 exons. Bases 226 to 2112 code for a protein of 628 amino acids. Lineage: Eukaryota; Viridiplantae; Streptophyta; Magnoliopsida; Caryophyllales; Amaranthaceae. Gene Ontology annotation, biological process: pyruvate decarboxylation to acetyl-CoA. Gene Ontology annotation, cellular component: pyruvate dehydrogenase complex; mitochondrion. Gene Ontology annotation, molecular function: acyltransferase activity. The record is from RefSeq and is a predicted model, not a curated record.
UUGAGUAGGUAAUAUUACUGUAGAACACAGCACAAAUUCCAUUUUCUCUUUUUUAUCAACACAAUCGCAAGUCAAAGAGUUCGUCUUUCAUUCUUCCUCUUUCCCUUGAGGAUCAAUCACCAUUUUUCAGAAAAAAAAAGGAUUUCGCAGAUAUUCAAACUACUCCAGAAAUUGAAUUCAGUCAUUCGUUAGAAUUGGGAUUAAUUGAAUUGGUUGACUAAGUCGAUGGCGCUCUCAAGGCUUCGACAACCAUUAUUGUCACGCGUUCCAUUGCUCAGAGUUCGUCUUUUCUCGUCUUCGAUACCAUCCAUAUCAAGAUACUAUGUUCCUCGAGCUUUAUCCACGGAUGGAAAUGGGGGUUUGCUAAGGUGUACGUCAGUAUCUGUGGUUACUGGUUUUUUAGGAGACUUGUCUAAGAUCAAGUUUCAGUUUGGGGCUCGGUACAUGUCAUCAGCAGAUAUACCUUCACACAUAGUCCUCGAAAUGCCUGCUUUGUCCCCAACUAUGAAUCAAGGAAACAUUACAAAAUGGAAGAAAAAAGAAGGAGAUAAGAUUGCUGUGGGUGAUGUUCUAUGUGAGAUAGAGACUGAUAAAGCUACCGUGGAGUUUGAAAGCCUUGAAGAAGGGUAUCUAGCAAAGAUUCUGGUACCUGAAGGUUCAAAUGAUAUACCUGUAGGACAAGCAAUUGCAAUAACGGUCGAGGACCCUGAUAAUAUAACAAAAGUUCCUGCUAUUAGUGGUGGGUCAGAAGUUAAAGAGGCAAAUGCAGCUCCACAAGAUGUUGCAUCUCAAGAUAAAGAGUUGGAAACCAGUGCUGUUAAGAUUGACACCUCAGAGCUCCCUGCUCACGCUGUUCUUGAUAUGCCAGCACUAUCGCCAACAAUGAACCAAGGAAAUAUUGCAAAAUGGAUUAAGAAAGAAGGGGACAAGAUAGAAGUCGGUGAUAUUCUAUGUGAAAUAGAAACAGACAAAGCUACUCUUGAGUAUGAAAGUCUUGAAGAGGGGUAUCUUGCAGUAAUUUUGGCACCUGAUUGUUCAAAAGAUGUCAUUGUGGGUCAACCAAUUGCAGUAACUGUGGAGGCCUCAGAGGAUAUUGAAACCGUAAAGGCAUCAUACAGCUCUCGCCCUGUAGCAAAAGAAGAGAAGUCAGUAGCUCUACCACAGAAAAAUGAACUUAAAGAGCAGAAAAGCAUCAUUAACAGAAUUAGUCCGUCUGCAAAGUUGCUGAUUUCAGAGUUUGGUCUUGAUGUGUCAUUGCUUAAUCCAUCAGGGCCUCGUGGUACCUUGUUAAAGGGAGAUGUUUUGGCUGCACUACAGUCAGGGAAGGGGUCAUCUACUACUGCUGCACCAAAGGAGCAAUCCCCAUCACCGUCAAUUCUGCAAAGUAAACCUUCUAGUGCACCGGAGUCCGCUUUGUAUGAAGAUUUUUCAAAUAGCCAAAUUCGGAAGGUUAUUGCAAAACGUUUGUUGGAAUCAAAACAAAGUACACCACAUCUUUACCUAUCUACAGAUGUUAUACUAGAUCCUCUGAUGUCAUUCAGGAAGGAACUUAUAGAAAAGCAUAAUGUCAAGGUAUCAGUAAAUGACAUUGUCAUCAAAGCUGUUGCUAUUGCUUUGCGCAAUGUGCCAGAUGCGAAUGGCUUUUGGGAUGCUGAGAAGGGUGAAACUAUCAUCAAUGAUUCUGUUGAUAUAUCAAUUGCAGUGGCUACUGAGAAGGGACUGAUGACUCCUAUUAUAAGGAAUGCUGACCAGAAGACCAUAUCUGCAAUAUCGUCAGAGGUUAAAGAAUUGGCUGAAAAGGCUAGGGCCGGAAAGUUGAAACCCAAUGAGUUUCAAGGUGGAACAUUCAGCAUCUCAAAUCUAGGAAUGUUCCCAGUGGACAACUUCUGCGCAAUUAUUAACCCUCCGCAGGCUGGGAUUCUUGCAGUUGGGCGAGGGAACAAGGUUGUUGAACCUGUGGUUGGAAGUAAUGGAAUUGAAGAACCUGCUGUUGUUACAAAAAUGAACUUGACACUAUCUGCUGAUCAUCGUGUUUUUGAUGGAAAAGUUGGAGGGGAAUUCCUCACAGCUUUACAAGCGAACUUUGGUGAUAUGAGAAGGUUGCUUUUGUAAUAAGAGAUACCUCUAAUACCAAAUUCUCCCACAUACAAAUAACACAGAUGUGAUUAUUGUUAAUUUCAUCAACAAUAUCUAAUUGACAGGAAGGUCCAACUCACAAUUUUGGUUUGAAUUUUUUUUUUUUUUUGGUCAUGGAAAUCCUUCAUUGAGGUUGUAUUAAAUUUAUCAGGGAACAAAUGUGCACAAGAGCUUGGAACAUUUUGUUUCGAUACAUCAUUAAUUAAAUAAAUUAGCAUCUUUUUCAAAGGCGAAAUAUGUAAUUGUGUGAUCUUUUCAUGUGCAUCAAUGCAUACUUUACUAGUUUGUAAAUCAAGAAUAUAGUUAGUUCAGUGCACCAUAUUCUCAAGGGUCGUAGUCCUUUGGCUUGUA